Pterocles gutturalis (yellow-throated sandgrouse) is the source of this 516-nucleotide messenger RNA. Its product is annotated as PR domain zinc finger protein 12-like. The record is from RefSeq and is a predicted model, not a curated record. Lineage: Eukaryota; Metazoa; Chordata; Aves; Pterocliformes; Pteroclidae. The annotation marks the transcript as partial. Gene Ontology annotation, cellular component: nucleus. Gene Ontology annotation, molecular function: histone methyltransferase binding. The transcript is spliced from 4 exons. Gene Ontology annotation, biological process: neurogenesis.
GUGUUCAAUGAAGACGGCACGGUGCGGUACUUCAUCGACGCCAGCCAGGAGGACCACCGCAGCUGGAUGACCUACAUCAAAUGUGCGCGGAACGAGCAGGAGCAGAACCUGGAGGUGGUCCAGAUCGGGAACAGCAUCUUCUACAAGGCCAUUGAGAUGAUUCCUCCAGACCAAGAGCUGCUGGUCUGGUACGGGAACUCCCAUAACACCUUCCUGGGCAUCCCGGGUGUGCCAGGGCUGGAAGAGGAGCAGAAGAAGAACAAACACGAGGAUUUCCACGCGGUGGAGACAGGGGCCAGCACGACAGGGCGCAUGCGCUGCGUCAUCUGCCACCGGGGCUUCAACUCCCGCAGCAACCUGCGCUCCCACAUGCGCAUCCACACCCUGGACAAGCCCUUCGUCUGCCGCUUCUGCAACCGCCGCUUCAGCAACGCCUCCCUGCAGCCUCCCUCGCCCGCCCUGCCCGUGCCCCAUCCUGCCUCCCUGGCCCAUCACAUCCCCACCAUGGUGCUGUGA